Molecule: messenger RNA, 1028 nt
Organism: Benincasa hispida (wax gourd)
Lineage: Eukaryota; Viridiplantae; Streptophyta; Magnoliopsida; Cucurbitales; Cucurbitaceae
Product: alpha carbonic anhydrase 7-like
Biological process (GO): one-carbon metabolic process
Molecular function (GO): carbonate dehydratase activity; zinc ion binding
Source: RefSeq, a predicted model, not a curated record
CUCUAUAAAUCCCUCUGCCUAUAAUUCACCUUCUUCUCAAUCCGAGCUUUUUUUCUCGAUUACUACGUUCAAUCUUCUACAACUUCACUUUGCUUCUUUGAUAAUGUUGACAUUAAACCAAAGAGCUUCUGCUUUAGCCUUCUUCAUCUUGAUCCUAACCUCGGCCAUAGCGCAAGAAGUUGAGGAUGAAAGUGAGUUUAAUUACAUAAGAGGGAGCGAGAAAGGGCCAAAAAGAUGGGGAGAGAUUAAGAGAGAAUGGUCGAAAUGCAACAAUGGUGACAUGCAAUCUCCCAUUGAUUUGUCGACCAAGAGAGUCAAAGUUGUCAAAAAUUUGGGUCAACUUAAGAAGAAAUACAAACCCUCCAUUGCCAUUGUCAAGAAUCGAGGACACGAUAUUUCGGUUAAGUGGGAGGAAAAUGCAGGAUUAAUCGAGAUUAAUGGCACAGAUUAUCUUCUUCAACAAGCUCAUUGGCACUCUCCUUCCGAACAUACUCUUAAUGGAAGAAGGUACGAUUUAGAGCUUCAUUUGGUUCACCAAAGCUCAAACCCAAAUGCCAAAUACCCCAUUGCUGUUGUUGGCAUCUUCUACAUGAUUGGUCGUCCUGACUCUUUCCUCUCCAAGAUGAGUAGAAAAAUAAAGGCAUUGAAUGAAGUUAAAGAGAUGAAAGCAGGAAGCAUAGAUCCAAGAUGGAUAAAAAUGGGUGGGAAGAAGUAUUAUAGAUAUAUGGGCUCCCUCACUGUCCCUCCUUGCACUGAAGGUGUCAUUUGGAACAUUAACAAAAAGAUAGGAACGGUAUCAAGGGAACAAGUGAAGCUUCUUAGAUCGGCUGUUCAUGACUCUGCGGAGAAGAAUGCAAGACCAAUCCAACCACAUAAUGGACGACAAGUCGACCUCUACAACCCAAACCCAACGCAGACACCCAAUUGAAAUUUAUAGUUCACUUUAUUUUUUUUUCUUUUUAGGAUAAUUGAGAAUUUAAUUAUUUCCUUCCUUUGUUUAUCAUCUAUUAUUUCAUUGUUAUCCUCAA